AUGCCGCCAUGUGCAAGGAAGGCCCAUCAAGCAAAGGUGCGGAAGUCGGACAUGUGGGCGCCGCCCCUGGGCCCUACAUGGAGAGAGGAUGGGUUGUGUCCCCAGGUCAAGGAGAACGAGAACUCGUUUUGGUCGAAACCCAAAGUGGCUCGAAAAGCUCCAGCAGCUCCCAACCCGCACGUCGAUGCGGACAGUGCCUCGGACUGGUCGAGGUCGGCCGCGCGGUCGGUAUCGUGGUGCUCCCGCGUAGGAUGGCAGAUUCCUUUGAGCCUUGAAGAGGUCCGAGAAGCAGCUGACAAAGGUGAGCUGUGGGCGGUGAAGGCCCUUGAACAGCUCCGGAAGCUUGAGCGCUGCGCUAACGAUCCAGUGCGACUCCAUUUGUCCAGCUGUGCGUGGCUCCACCGGAUCGCCUCGCAGCAGGGUCGCACGCGCUACGUGGACCCACGGACGGGGCUGGGUGUGUUCACGGCCACUGCCUUGAAGACCGGGGCGUGCUGCGGCCUUCAUUGCCGGCAUUGUCCGCAUGGUCAGGGGCCAGGCGGUCUGCUGACAGCCGAAGAGAAAAUUACCAUGCUGGAUUGGUGA
Messenger RNA from Durusdinium trenchii, 585 nucleotides. NCBI's taxonomy places the organism in Eukaryota, Dinophyceae, Suessiales, Symbiodiniaceae. The record is from the annotation of a GenBank genome assembly.